GAAGUGCAGCCUGGUAGCCUGUAUUUGCGAAAGGCUCAAACUUGAAAAAGGUGCGACAGAGACACACACGGCUGUCUGCCCGCCAAUAAAUCAAACCUAGGUUCUCGCAUACCACCAGCUUCAGCCAGCAACGGUUCAAAAUGGACAAUGGAGAGGAACCCGAAGAAGAGACUGCGGAGCAGCCCGUCGAGGAACACCCAUGGCCUUAUUUAAAGAACGGUUCGAGUUUGCGGGCUGUAAGAAUAAUUCUUGGCGAAUGUUCUGCGUCUUAUGCAAACCUAAAGUCCAUGAAGUAUUGGCAUUCAAGAACUCCCCGUCAGACCUCGGGAAACACAUACAGAGAAAACAGAGAGACACCUGGAGAGGUAUACAAAGCUCACAACCCUGAAAAGGAAGCAUGACGAAGAACUUAAGGACCAAGCAGGUUAAACUUGGGGAAGGACAGUGAAGAGGACAUGGUUGAGUCCGUUGAAGCUGGUUCCUUGUUGGAGCAGGAUGAUGGGCUUGAAUACCCACUGCCAAAGCACCAUCAGUGUGCCUGUCCCCUUUUAAACCUGGUGGCGACAGUUGAUGUCAAAGCAGCGAAUGGCAACCCGGUGUACAUGAAGCUUUCUCGCUCAUGAUUCGCAAAGUGCCAGGCUCUCUGGAACAAGAGCAGCAGAUCCACCACAGCUUCAGAGAUCAUUGAGGAACACUGCAAACUCCAGCUCUUCUGGCCAUGUGCAACCAGGUGGAAUUCCUUCUUCUAUGCUAUUGAGCCGAUUGUACGAAUCAUUAAGGAACAAGCAGAAGCGGCCAUUGCAGCCGUCUGAAGAUUCCGAUGUUCACUCCUGCCGAGACUGCAUUUCUUACUGAUUACACAAAGACCAUGAGCCCAGUUGCAAAGGCAGUCAACGCUCUUCAGGGAGAGGCCAACGUGCAGCUGGGUUGGCUUUUGCCCACCAUCAUACUGCUCACGUCCAACCUCCACAACCUUCACACCACUUCGAAGUACUGUGGGCCCUUGGUGAAUGCUCUUCUAGCAGGACUUGAACGUUGCCUCGGAGAGAUGCUAGCUGAACCAGAGCUCAUUACUGCUGCGAUUCUUGUCCCCAAAUUUAGAACAUGCUGGACCAGUGAUGAAGGCAUCAUUAAAUGUGGCCUCAACUACAUCAAAACCCACCUGAAGGAGCAGAGUAGUGCAGGGCAGUCAGGUGACUCUGUGUCGGUGUCGUCGUCUGAGGAGGACUUCUUUUCGACAAUCAAGCAGACGGAUCAACAGGACGGUAACACAAAGCAACUAGAGUCCAUCCUGGCCAGUGCAACUGAUACCAUGGACAUCCUGAAAACAUUUCCAUCUGUGUGCCACCUGUCUCUCAAGCUAAACACACCACUACCUGCCUAAGCUCCCUGUGAGAGGCUCUUUAACACAGCGGGAAUGAUUUUCAGACCCAAGAGGGCUAAGCUAUGUUCCAAGAACUUUGAACAAACAAUUUUGGUACAUUUGUUUACGUAGAGAGAUGAAGAUGCAGGUCUAGUAUUUGUU
Messenger RNA from Mugil cephalus (flathead mullet), 1525 nucleotides. RefSeq lists its product as uncharacterized. The coding region runs from base 821 to 1384 and encodes 187 amino acids. The transcript has 6 exons. The record is from RefSeq and is a predicted model, not a curated record. NCBI's taxonomy places the organism in Eukaryota, Metazoa, Chordata, Actinopteri, Mugiliformes, Mugilidae.